UUCACACACAGUUUCGGGUGUCAGUUCGGUAAAAAUGGUUAAUGAAACGCCACCAGAAGUGAAAAAAAGUGAAAAAGCCGAAAACUACUUUUCGGAGUUUUCACAAAAUACAACAAUUCACGGGUUCAGAUAUUUCGGAGGUCCUAACUUUUCCAUAUUUGACAAAAUUUGGUGGUUUGUGGCGUUCUGUUUGUGUGCUUACAUUUGUGCUUCUUUGAUUUUGUCAAAUUGGAAAAAAUGGGACGAAAAUCCCGUUUUCCUCAGCGUGAGUCCAAAACCAAUGAAACAGUGGGAAAUUCCAUUUCCUGCCAUAACAAUUUGUCCCGAAAAUAAAAUUUGGAAAACGAAAUAUAAUUACACACACUAUAAAGAAAAAUUUGAAACUGGGAAUAUGACAGCUGAAGAAUUGCAACAUUAUGCAGAUGUUACAAUGUUUUGUCUAGCGACACCAGAAAGUUACAUGUUUGAUGGUCACAAUAUGAGUAUUGAUUCUUUAAACGUGUUAAUUAAUGAAUUUUAUGAAACUCGAUCGUUGAUCGUUUUAUGUAUGUGGCUUGGACGCACUGUACAAAUGUGUAAUUUUAAAUUUUCGCCCAUUCUUACAAAAAAUGGACUCUGUAUAUCGUUCAAUAUGUUAAAUAGGCAUGAUUUAUUUACGGAUAAAACGUACAUUUUUGAGGGCCAUUUCCAGCAUGACAAUGUUUCAAACUGGGAUUUUGACAAUAAUUAUGCCAAAGUUAACGAAAUUGGUUUCCCGCUCCGAUCUUCAAAAAUCACCGAUUCUCUCACAGUUCGACUGAACUUGGACACAAAAAAUAUUGAUAAAAAUUGCGACUCUUACCAAGGCUACAAGAUUUAUGCCCACCAUCCGACAGAAUUACCCUCAAAAUACGUCAAAAUCGACAAUGAGAAAAUAUACAAAUUUGAGAUCAAACCAGAGGCCACAAUAACCGAUUCCAGUUUGAAAAAUUACGAGCCACAUCGACGCAAGUGCUUUUAUUCCGACGAAAGACGUUUGAAGUUUUUCAAAAUUUAUACGAAGCAAAAUUGCGAUAUCGAAUGCCUGGCAAAUUUUACUUUGAAGUCUUGUGGGUGUGUUCCUUAUUACAUGCCAUUCGAAAAAUCGACCCCAAUUUGCGGAUAUUCGAGGUUCGUGUGCCAGAGCAGGGCUCGAGAACAGCUUCUAGACAUGGAGAUGUUAUCCGAAGUUGAAAAAAACUCAGAUUUGGCUGUUUGUGAUUGCUUGCCUUCUUGCACAACAAUCAAAUACAAUCUAGAUGUGAAUACUGAAGAAUCUGGCACCGAAAUUGGCAUCAUGGGCAAUAUUUUCACAUCCUUAAAGUUCGCAUUUAAUGACAUAGAAUUUGUUCCACUGACUCGCAACGAACUGUUUGGAAGUGUGGACUUUUGGGCCAAUUUGGGAGGACUUUUAGGGCUUUUUUGCGGAUUUUCCGCAAUGUCCUUCUGUGAAAUUAUUUACUACUUAACGCUGCGUUGGAUGGGCCCUUGUUGUUCUUUUUGCAAGCGAAAAAUAAGGGGCUCAAAGUAGAAAAAACAUUUUUUUCAAAUAAAGUUUAUUGUUCUUCACUUUGUCACUUUUAAUUUAUUAAAAUUGAUCUAAAUCUU
Messenger RNA from Tribolium castaneum (red flour beetle), 1626 nucleotides. Its product is annotated as pickpocket protein 28-like. The record is from RefSeq and is a predicted model, not a curated record. Gene Ontology annotation, biological process: sodium ion transmembrane transport. Lineage: Eukaryota; Metazoa; Arthropoda; Insecta; Coleoptera; Tenebrionidae. Gene Ontology annotation, molecular function: ligand-gated sodium channel activity. Bases 35 to 1549 code for a protein of 504 amino acids. Gene Ontology annotation, cellular component: plasma membrane. The transcript has 6 exons.